Messenger RNA from Homo sapiens (human), 652 nucleotides. RefSeq names its product thymosin beta 15C (gene TMSB15C). Gene Ontology annotation, biological process: actin filament organization. Gene Ontology annotation, cellular component: cytoskeleton. The coding region runs from base 115 to 252 and encodes 45 amino acids. The transcript has 3 exons. NCBI's taxonomy places the organism in Eukaryota, Metazoa, Chordata, Mammalia, Primates, Hominidae. The record is from RefSeq and is marked validated. Gene Ontology annotation, molecular function: actin monomer binding.
AGCACUGCAGGGCUCUGGGCGGGAAGGCUAACCUGGUGCGGAGCCAGCCUGGGUCUCAGCCCCGCGUACGGCCUUUCACGAGUCUUCAAGCCUUCAGGCUUUCUUCUAGUCAAGAUGAGUGAUAAACCAGACUUGUCGGAAGUGGAGAAGUUUGACAGGUCAAAACUGAAGAAAACUAAUACUGAAGAAAAAAAUACUCUUCCCUCAAAGGAAACUAUCCAGCAGGAGAAAGAGUGUGUUCAAACAUCAUAAAAUGGGGAUCUCCUCCAAAGAGCAGAUUUCAGCAUUGCCUGACAGUCUUGGUUUUAGGCUUGUUUUUUUGUAAACCUGUGUGUUUGUAGAGAUUUCAGACAUCUUCUGAUUUCUUCUCACCUAUAUUCCCUGGUUAAGAGGUCAGGGGUAGUGAAUGUUUCCUUAAGUUCCUUUUUAAACUUCCCAUUGGUAUGUAAAUUCCAAAUGGCAGAUGCUGUCAAUAACCUUGCCAUGGAUGACCUUUGUGUAGGUAGUCCUUGCACCUCAUGCAGGAUAAGCCAAUUUUAACUUUCUACAAUGGGUGCCUCAAUAGUUUCAUAAUCUUCAUGAAGUUGCAUCCUUUGGCAGCUUCUUACAGUUUAUUUUCACUUCCAAUGUAGCAAUAAAAUAAUAAAUAUAA